Messenger RNA from Letharia columbiana, 588 nucleotides. RefSeq lists its product as uncharacterized. The transcript has a single exon. The coding region runs from base 1 to 588 and encodes 195 amino acids. NCBI's taxonomy places the organism in Eukaryota, Fungi, Ascomycota, Lecanoromycetes, Lecanorales, Parmeliaceae. The record is from RefSeq and is a predicted model, not a curated record.
AUGAACUUCUACCUUCUAUUGCUAGCGGCGCUCACUUCUGCCAUUAACACGACACCGUCCCUCCUUUCCCCAGGCGUUGACCCUAACACAACACUGCCACUUUCCUCUUUGGAUGUUGCAUAUCGUUGCGCAUCUCCAGCACGACACGAUCCUGGUCGUGUCAUGCCGUCUGCAUUGGACUGUCUAAAUAUCUUGACCUUUAUCCUCGCUACUACACCCAACCAUAACCGACCGACUCAGUGGAGCCGAAUUCCAGGUUCAGACCACACCAUAUUGCCAUAUCGCCGGUUCAGCGGCACUUGUCAGCUUGUCGUACGACUCACUCCAGUACAUCCAGCUCCGACAGUGGAAACAGCAACAUUUGAUCACGUCAUCGGAGCCGCCAUGCGGAUCAUCGAAGUUUGUUUUUUGAACAGCAGACCGGAUACAGAGCACCGGGGUGGUACUGCUGUGGUUGGCUCGAAUAAGUAUUUGGAUGUCGUUGUCUGGGGGGCACCCGAUUCUGGUGGUAACGAAGCGCUUUUGAACAACGAGACAGUCGCAUUGAACGGAUCAGGCGCAUGGAUUCCUCGACUUUCUCAGACUUGA